CUCAGCACACUGAGUGUGUGUUUCACGGCACAGAGGGACGUUAAGACACCCCUUAUUGUUGCAGCGCGCAGAUGUAGCAACCGCAGUUUCAAAGGAAGCAGGUGCAUGCAAAAAAACACAUGAGCCUCUACAUGACAACCAAAACUGAAUGCUACCCUGUGGGAAGAGGAAAAGAGGUGAAAAAAAAACAGAGAGAGAGACUGAGAGAGAAUAAACCUGUGUGGCAGGUUUGCGUCACUGUACUCACUCCAUCAUGCAAAGCUGAAGAGAAAAGAGAGGAGUUACCGUAGGAGCUGAUGUCAUUACAGAGCGCUGCCUUCAUUAUGAACCCGUGUCAAUGCAGUGGCGUAGGACAGGUAACGAAGUCCCUCCAAGAGAAGGCAACGGGAGCUGUUUGCUGAAGUCGUUCUGAAGGAACCAAAAAAUUGCAAGCGACAGAACAACAAAAGAUCAAGAAGAGGAGCCCAGAGGAGUCUUCUCUUGGAGAACACAACACAGAGAAUCAUCAGGAGCGUCACUGGAAUAUUACAUUUUUUAAUCCAGCAUUUGUUUCUGUGCAAGAAACUGAUGAGGGCUGUAAUUGAGCCACCUUUUCACAGCUUUGUACACACUCGCAGUUGCUGCAUUCAAACAAAGUGCUCCCAGAUUUCCGUCUAAAAGACAGUUGCUUGGAAUUGGUUAAAGAUCAAGUUCACUCUUCCACUCUCUUUUGGGGAUUUUGCUCUUGACAGGAGAUCAUUAACUUUGUUUACUGCCAGACAAUGGACUUGUCCACGCUGCCUCCUCCACUGAGAGAGUAUGACAAUCAGAGGACAGAAGCACGCUUCACUAUCCGCUCGGCUAACUCUCACUCGUACAGUCUCACUUGCAGGCCAGGUGUUAGGAAACCCAAUUGUUUUUCGGAGGAGGAGGGGAAGAGUGCUGAAGAAGUUGACGAGAGAGAGAGAUACGCCAGGGUGCACACGGGCACAGAUGGUACAACCAAAGUGGAGAAUCACACAGUCACUGGUUAUCAAGCCAGGACUGGGAGUCGCAGCAGUGUCAGAGCUCAGUGUGGGGAAGAGGAUACUUUAGGCUAUGAAAUAUCGACUGAACUGAACCAGAAUGGCACAGCAGUCAAAACUAUCACAGAAUGUGGCACUGACAGAAGAAGAACAUGUAACCCUGGGUCUGAAUGCCGAGGCAAGAUAGACUUGAGGAGAUACAACCGGCCAAGUAGAAGUAAGAGUCUAGAUUGGCGAGCAGGGGCAUCAAGCCCUGAUCGUGGCAAACUGGCUGACAUGUUCGUGUUGCCAACUAAACGAGGCUGGGACGAAAGAACGACUGGUGUUGAAGGCUUGAGGGCCAGGUUUGUGUCUUCAAUACAGUCGCAUAACUCCGCUGGUACAAGUAAUGUUGAGAGGAGCCCAGGGAGUCACAUGAGUCGGACUUUGGACAGGGCCAGUAAAGGUCAUUCUCUCCCCAUUAGGUUGAGGUCCCUGUCUGGACCUGGCUCUGGUGUCAGAGAGACAGCUUCUUCGUUUGGGCCCAAAGGAGGCCAGAGUAUAAUGGAGCGGAUCGAGAAACUCUAUGGGUCCGCUGGUUUCAGUAAAAAGGAGGAUUUCAGCACAAUUAGGGAUUUCUCAACCCCUGCAACGUCCCAUCACAGAGAAACAACCACAGACUCCCUAAUUUCACCACAGCAGAAGUCAUGUGAGUGGGCUUCAGGGGGAACCUUCCCCAGGCGUUUCUCACCAGGACUGAAAAGGAGCCUCAGUUCAGGGCAAAGCAAGACAUCCUUCACCUCGACACAAAAAGACACUCGAGGUUCUGAGACGUCACUUUUACCACAGACAAGCAGGACCAGGGAAAGAUUGUCAGGGGUACAGGGGCAAGGACAGGCACAGGGCAAGUACUCAGAGAAAGGGGGACCUAACUGGGGCAGAGGGUUCGAGGAAAUGGGCACACGGUCUCUGGAUAGAGCCAGGAGCAGGUACUCGAUAGCUGCUCAGAUACGAUCUGCAAGGACUGCAGCAGGACUUACUUCACCCUCACAUUCAAACAGUUUCUUAGAAGAGAGAUCUGUUUCUUUGAGAGAUUUGUCUGGUUUGAGGGAAGGAAUUGCAAGUGGGAAUGGGAGUAUGCAUCAGGACGGGAUGAAGGGCGAGACUAGUGUAAUACAAGGGGCAUUGACAGAAAGAACAGAGUGGCAAACAGAUGAUGUAGCAAAAGAAAAAACGGAAUCAAAGAGGAGCUGCACUGAUGAAGAUGUGUUUGAUCCAAACCUACAGAACGUGAAAUCAAUGGAGAGGAAGAAAUUACGAGAGAGGUUGUCGGCCGCCUCUGCAGCCAGUGUGAGAAAUAAGAUUAAUCAGUUUGAGGCUCUCUCACAGAGAUCCCAGAGUUUGGCUACAGGACAGGCCCUCAUGCCCAGACGGGCCUUUUCAGUUCCAACACAUCUCAGCUUGGCUCAUGAAGGAGUGAAACAAAGCGGGUCAGCAAAAGAGAGGAGGGAGGCAGGUGAUGGAACUGAGGAGAAAGUGACAGAAGGAAGAAAGAAGGGAGGGUCAAAUAGGUCGUUAUCAGUGGAUGAGAUUGAACUAAGAUUAGGGAGGAAAGAGAGAGAAGGAAAAGAAAUGGAUAGCAUUAACAAUUGUGCAGAUUUUAAUAAAUAUUCCAGUCUCAAGACGUCCCUGGAAAUCCCACUAAAUGAAGGCGCUCAAAGAAAAAAUGGAAACUUUUACAUAGACGAGAUAGAUUUUUACAGAACCUCAAGCCCUGAGGAGGCAAGCGAGAGACCACCAUCCUCACGACUGUCCAUCUCCGCCGGUGUGCAGAAAACAACACCCCCACGGGUUACUUCACCUGUUAGUGAUGAAGACAAAACUCCAACAAACUCUCCAAACAACUCACCCUGUCUUACACCUACCGCACAACCAGAAAACUUCUUUCCCACAGCCAAAAUCCCCAAACAAGAUUCACCGCUCCUCCCUCGUGCCCUUGCCACCUCGUCCCCCAGCAACCUCUCUGACCUCUUCUCACUAGAGGUCAACACAGCCCAUCCAAAUGGGAAGAAACAGCUGAUGGACCUAAAUGCCUGGGUCGCUGGCUUGAAACCAAAUAUUAUGAUCUGGAGUGAUGAAGAUGAUGAUUAUGAUGAUGAUGAUGAAAGUACACAGAAGGAUGACGAUUCCAACUAUGAUUCAGACUCCGGAGAGUCCUCGGUGACCAUCACUAGUAACAUGAGCCAGUCGGAUAACAAGAGCUUCUGUGUCAGUCUUUCAGACCUGUGUAACUUUGCUGGAGUUGACUACGAAUCGGAGAAUGAUAACGACGAGUGGCAAUCUUCCAACCAUCGGUCUGCCUCGAUGAGCUCAGACAUGUCGGCCAUGUCCUCUGUGUCUGUGAUGCCCAGUGAGGAGCUAGACAGGCUGCUGGAGGACGUCAGGAGCAUGGGGGACAGCACUCUGCAGGACUAUAACGAUGUGCAGGUGGUGGUUCUCCAUAAGGACAUAGGUGUGGGACUGGGCUUCAGCGUGGCGGGAGGUGUGGACCAGAACAAGCCAGUCACUGUUCACAGGGUGUUUCACCCGGGUGUUGCAGCCCAGGAAGGCUCCAUACGGGAAGGGGACCAGGUCCUGUCAAUCAAUGGCACAGCACUGUGCGGCUAUGCCCACUGGGAGGCCCUGAGGGUCCUGAGGAGAGCAAAGACUCGGGAGAUGGGUGUGGUGGUCAUGAGGAGGGAAGGGUUGAGCAGUGUCUGUAAGGGGGGAGCGCAGACGAAUACCCAGGGACAAACAAAGACAAAGACAGAUCAGCAUGUGUUUGUGUGUCUGGAGAAGAACAACAGGGAUCUGGGCUUCAGCCUGGAAGGAGGUGUAGACUCCACCCGUGGGAACCGACCACUCACUGUACAGAAGAUCUUCCAGGGAGGUCCUGUUGACAAGCUGCGUCCUGGUGAUGAGGUGGAAGAGAUUGAAGGAAUGAGCGUGGUGGGGAUGAGGCGCCUGGAGGUAUGGACUUUGAUCAGAAGACUUCCCCCUGGGCCUGUGGACGUGGUGCUUCGUCGCCCUGUUAAACAUCUGGAAACCACAUGUUGAGGUGCUUUGAGCAUAGUAAAGGUGGCUAGGAACCAGACAUGAUUUAAUUUAGAUAUCUGGGCCUAAUGCCAUUAAAACAAUUAAACAAUGUGUAGCCAUUAUAACAAAUCCCUAAAUGAAAUAUAAUCUUACAGACGAGAUCAAAAUGUUUUAUUUUUCUCACUUUAUCUACAGGAUUACAUCUACCUCAAAGCUUGUUAUAUUUCUUUACCAGCCCAUAAUUCAAAUGCACUGAUGAUACUGGUUGAUACUUUGAUCAUAUAAAAGCUAGUAAUGUGGCGCCUGUAAAUAAAUAACUGUGUUGUAAUAUAAUGUGAAUAAAGAAGCUAACUAAA
This is a messenger RNA of Cyclopterus lumpus (lumpfish), 4414 nucleotides long. RefSeq lists its product as uncharacterized. NCBI's taxonomy places the organism in Eukaryota, Metazoa, Chordata, Actinopteri, Perciformes, Cyclopteridae. The transcript has 9 exons. The record is from RefSeq and is a predicted model, not a curated record. Bases 762 to 4079 code for a protein of 1105 amino acids. Gene Ontology annotation, molecular function: CD4 receptor binding; cytokine activity. Gene Ontology annotation, biological process: induction of positive chemotaxis; leukocyte chemotaxis.